AUGCUUAUCUUCGGCUUUCGACUAAUCCGCGUCGCACUUUUCGCUGUUGGUUUCGUUGUCGGAGGCGUCACCACCGCGAUGAUCGCCGAACGCUUGUUCAGUGACGAAUCGUGGCUAGUUUUGGCGUCUUGGAUCGCUUUCGGAGUCGGAGGCAUUCUGUGCGGCGCUGCAGUCAUUUGGUUGUAUCCGGUCAGUACUUUCAUUGCUGGGGCAGCGACGGGGGUCAUGGCGGGGAUGAUAAUCACGAGUUCGGUCGGAUACCUCAUCUACCCGGGGCACACGAAAGAUCUACUUACGCUCAUGUGCGUGGUACUUGGAUUCUUCUUCGGGGUGUUGGCGCUGAAGUUCGGAAAGCCCGUGUUGAUCAUUUCGACCAGUCUCUUUGGCUCCGGGUUGGUGGCGUGGGGCGUUGGGUACUUCGGCGAGGACUUCCCCAACGCCAACGAUCUGGAGCAAUACGCGUCAAUAGGCGUCAACGGCGAGACAGUGUACUCGAUUCCUUCAGCGUGGUGGGGAUACCUCGCUGGAAUCAUCGUGUUGUUCGUGUUCGGUAUGUUUAUUCAGUUCCGCAAGACUGCGCGCAACGUUAAGGACAACAGACCAAAGGGCAGACGUGUCGACGUCACCGAGUACGUCGAAAAGACGACGGCGCGUAACCAAGGCGAAGAUAACGUGGAUAUGGAGGCUCCUCCUCCCCGCCAGGUGCAAGAAGUUCGAGAACGACCUCGACAAGUUGUCAAGACUCCCUCUCGUCAGGAAUACGCGGACUUGAACGCUACGGAUGUAACCAUUGAGUAUGACGAGCGUAUUCCUCGCCAGAAGCGCAUUUAUUAUUCGGAGCACGAGUCCGAUCCGUACGACUUCGAACCCACCCGUGAACCGUGUGUCGUCGGUGGAGACCACGCCCACAAAGACAGCUCGAUCUGCUCGGAGAAGGUCGUUCACAUCGAAAGGCAUUAUAUUUAA
Phytophthora infestans T30-4 is the source of this 966-nucleotide messenger RNA. RefSeq lists its product as uncharacterized. The record is from RefSeq and is a predicted model, not a curated record. Gene Ontology annotation, cellular component: plasma membrane. NCBI's taxonomy places the organism in Eukaryota, Oomycota, Peronosporomycetes, Peronosporales, Peronosporaceae. The transcript is spliced from 2 exons. The coding region runs from base 1 to 966 and encodes 321 amino acids.